AUGGCGUACCUUCAAUUUGAGGAUUACAUCGUGAUUUCAAUAACUGUGGUGAUGUCACUUGGAGCUGGACUGUUACAGUCCUUGAGAGGCAAGAAAGACAAAACAGUUUCCAAAUACACAAUGGGUAAUGGCAAAAUGGCGGUACUUCCGGUCGCAUUAUCAUUAUUAGUUUCCUACCAAUCUGGUAUAUUGAUGCUUGGAGUUCCAGCAGAAGUAUACCUCUAUGGUAUGCAGAUUAAUAUGAUAUUUCUUGGAAACAUCUUGGGUGAUUUGAUAAGCGUUCAUCUGUUUAUUCCACGCCUGAGCAGAUUGCAAAUGACUUGUAUUUUUCAGUAUUUGGAAGUCAGAUACGAUUCCCGUUGUAUCCGGUUGAUUGGAACUGUUCUGAGUAUCAUAUCAAUGGGCGGAUUCACAGCCGUUAUUUGGACUGAUGUUUUACAGUCAGUUCUCAUGUUUGGUGGCAUUUUCGCUGUUCUUAUCAAGGGUACAAUGGAUUCUGGGGGCCUAACGAAAACGUGGCAGACGGUCUACAAUCAAGGGAGAAUUAACUUCUUUGUAUUUGAUGUUGAUCCAACAAGACGUCAGACUUUUUGGAGCCUUGUGGUAGGAGGUUUCGCUUCAUCUUUAUUAAAGCCGUUUGUACAAACAACGUUCCUCAGGAUAAAAGCUACUCCGAACGUGCGGACACGGACCAGAACAUAUAUGUUAUCUGCGGUUCUGUCAGUGGUAAUGCGCCUUUUGGUUAGUUUGUGUGGGGCCAUCACGUUUGCCUACUACUUUAACAAAAGAUGUGAUCCCUUGGUCUCCAAGCAGCUUGAUAACCCAAAUCAGCUGCUUCCAUCUUUGGUACUAGAUAUAUUCCGGGAUACGCCGUGUUUACCUGGGCUUUUCAUGGCAGCAUUGUUCUGCGCCUCUCUCAGUACCAUCUCUUCAGUACUGAGUGGUAUGAUGUCUAUAUUUUGGGAGGACAUUGUAAAACCGUUCAUAAAACCUGUUUCUGAUAGACGAGGAAUUUGCAUUAACCAAAUUUCAGGUUUGGCAUUUGGAAUUAUCAUCAUUGGAGUGGCGUUCUUCGUGUCUACGAUAGAGGGACCCAUCAUACAGGGUGUCAUCGCCGGUGGAGCGGUCAGUGUAGUUUUAGUUGCCUGGAUCAUGAUUGGUAAAAUGUCUUCGUCAGGAACGAGGAAGAACCAGACAUUAGAAUUCGCCCCGAUCGAUAGUUGCCCAUUCUACAACGUUUCUGCUGUCACUACAGAUAUCACGUCUACGUCAUUGUAUGACGCUGACGUCACAUCUACACCGUUUUAUGACGCUGACGUCACAAUACGACAGAACGCUGCCAUCAAGGAACCGUAA
This is a messenger RNA of Pecten maximus, 1356 nucleotides long. RefSeq names its product sodium-coupled monocarboxylate transporter 1-like. Lineage: Eukaryota; Metazoa; Mollusca; Bivalvia; Pectinida; Pectinidae. Gene Ontology annotation, cellular component: membrane. Bases 1 to 1356 code for a protein of 451 amino acids. The record is from RefSeq and is a predicted model, not a curated record. Gene Ontology annotation, molecular function: symporter activity. Gene Ontology annotation, biological process: sodium ion transport; transmembrane transport. The transcript is spliced from 10 exons.